Messenger RNA from Schistosoma haematobium, 6412 nucleotides. Its product is annotated as Polycomb group RING finger protein 3, variant 2. Gene Ontology annotation, biological process: regulation of transcription by RNA polymerase II. The coding region runs from base 90 to 740 and encodes 216 amino acids. The transcript has 6 exons. Lineage: Eukaryota; Metazoa; Platyhelminthes; Trematoda; Strigeidida; Schistosomatidae. Gene Ontology annotation, cellular component: PRC1 complex. The record is from RefSeq and is a predicted model, not a curated record.
CCGCGAUACUCGAAAGUAGACUGUCUAAGCCGAAAUGAGCCUAUGUCUUAUCACUGUUUACUACAUAGUAUACAUACAUGUAUGAGUAGAUGGAUGAACUACCUGCUAUUCAGUUAUCCGAUCUAAAUGAAUUUAUAACAUGUAAAUUAUGUAAAGGUUAUUUAAUUGAUGCUGUUUCGAUAACUGAAUGUCUUCACCCAUUCUGUAAAUCUUGUAUAGUUAAGUAUUCAGAAGAAAAACGCGAAUGUCCUGUUUGCGGGAUUCUCAUCCAUCAAAGUCACCCAUUAAAUUAUAUGAGUUUUGAUCGUACUCUUCAAGAUAUUGUUUAUAAAAUUGUACCAGAUUUAAAACAAAAAGAGAGACAACGUCGUGAGGUCUUCUAUAGGUCUCUUGGAAAAACUCCACCUCCCUCAGAAGACUUAGGCAAAGAAACUCAUGUAUUAGUCAGUAAAGAGAAUAUCACAGGUGCAGUCCCAUCUGAUUCUGACGGAUUAACUUCCAAUUUUGAUUCGGAUUAUCAUCGUAAAGAUGAACAAGUCAAUAUACAACUUGAACCGGGAUCUGAUAAUCUGGAACCAUUAACUGAGAAAUAUUUACGACUUUCAUCGAGGGCUACAGUGACACACUUACGAAAAUAUGUUGCCCAACAAGUUCUUCAUGAUAUAUCUAAGUUUCAUGAAGUAGGUCAAGUGAUUUUUUUCUCCCUCAUUAAAAUUUUGAUGUUUCAAUAUUUGAAUUGAACAUUCUAACGAAGACGUAUUCUUUUAGUUAUUAGGCUGUAUUUUUUCAUUUAUUUGCAUUUCAUUGUACACAAUCUGAAAAAAUGAUUAGUUUUUAUUCUAUUGAAGAAAUUUCAAAUUCGAUAAAUAGAUGUAUCAGUCAGUUAGAGGUAUGUGAUGGGUUGUCGAUUCCGGGUUUCUCAUGUCUUCGAAGAAUAUUUUUUUGAGGUUCAUGAAAAGGAAACUGGGUUAUGAGUGAUCUUGAGGUCCUGGUAGUAUGAUUGCACUGCCCAAGAGACAAUUAUUUGUGGCCGGUUACAAGGCCUUUGUGUAGGGAGUUGUAGAUUAGUUAGUUUUGUCCUUUUGAGGCCUAACUGCCGUCGACGGAAAUCCUUGGGGGUAAGGUGAAGUGUGCUUUUUUAUGGCCAACUUUUAUAUUCCUCCUUACAUUGUGAGACAGGAUCGCUUGAGAUGGUGUUUGAGGAAAACAACUUACUGCCACCAUACUCCAGUAGUGUCAGCAGCACAACCUCGCCCUUCAACCUUAAGUUGCUUCUCUCCAACUGGCAUUCCUGCCAUGUUAAUAUUUGAAGAAACAAGUGUUAGCCAAUAAGUCUCAGUUGAGUCGUCGUGAUAAAGAAGCCCGACCAUCACAUCAAGAUUAUACCUACGUUCGGGAUCAAUGUGCAAUUUUUAAAAAACGGCGGUUCAUAGUGAUGAGCUGUGUCAUGAUAGCUUAAUAUCAACGCAGUUCGAAAUAGUGUUUUAUUUCGUGAAUACCUACAUACGAAAAACUAAUAAAAUCAAAACUUUAUCUAGACUAUUGUUCCAUACAAUGUCGAUUUCGGAAGCUAAGCUUAAAUGGAUUUUUUAUUUCUUGGCAAAUACGUUAUCAUCAGUAUAGGGUUAUGGAGAUUGCUGAGUUAUCUAGGGAUUAGGCGUUCGCGUGCGAGACCGAAGGUCCUAGGUUGGAUUCCCACGUUUGGGAUCGUGGAUGCGCACGUCUGAGGAGUCCCAUACUAGGACAAGGCGGCCGUCCAGCGCUUCUAGGUUUUCAAUUGUGGUCUAACAUUAAUUGGUCCAUGAUCUCAAUUAAGAAUAUUCUUGUUGGGUCAUUUGGUAGGAUAUAAGUGAUUGUUAUUGUAUCAGCUUUGGUUGAGAUCAUGAAUAGAUCAAUGUUAGACCACCAUUAGAAACCUGAAAGCACUGGAUUGCCGUUUCGUUAUAGUAUGGGUCUCCUCAGCAGUGCGCAUCUACGAUCCCGCACGUUGGAUUCAUACCUAGGACCUCCGGUCUGGCGCACGAACUCUUAACCCCUAGAUUACUGAGUCGGCAUCCAACGGUGUUAAUGUCUAACUUCAACCAAUCCACGAUAUUGUGUGACUGUGUUUCAUUGUCUUCAGUGAUUAACUUCCUUCUGAACAGACAGUGGAAUUCAAGUUGUCACGACUUUUCAAUAGAACUUCAGGAAAUCCAUCUUGACGCUAGUCACUAGUGAGCACAUGAUAAUUAUGGGUAUAGGGUUGUGGAGAUUGUUGAGUUUUGAUUGAGAUCCUGAAUGGAUCAAUGUUGGAUCACCAUUGAAAACCUGGAAGCACUGGGUGUUUCGUCAGAUUUGUGAUGCAAACUGUUGGUGUAGUAGUCUAGGUAAAAACAACUACUCUUUAAGGGGAUUUAUUGUUAAAUAUAUGAAAAUAUUCAAUAUAGUCAUGAUGUUUAAUAGAACAAACCUGGAAAAUCAAAAUCACUCAAACGAUUUAAUUGCGAAGCUGUCUUCGUUCAACUCAGAGAGUACAACAACAACAAAACCAUCCAUUUGAGCUUCAAAUCUCCAUAAUUUCUGAGCAUACAUGUUUUCUUGAUAAGCUAAACUGACCUACUACGCAGUGAAUUUUAAUAAAUUGUGAUAACCAAAUGAAAAGUUUUACAGUACACUUUGAAGAGGUGUGUGCUUAAAAACAGUCAAAAAGAAGGUCCCGGAAUUGAAAUAGGAGUUCGUACAGAAAUUGUUGUUAAUAUAAAAUAGUAAUUACCCAGGAACUAUGCAACAACAAAAUGAUGGUUCACGGACAAUACGUAAAAAUACCUUAAGUCAAAUUGACAGAAAUAAAAUGUAGAUAGUGUUUAAAUGGAUAAUUUAUGGAAACCAAGAAACGAACACAAUACAUGAAUGCAAUCUCGGUUGGUCAUAAUUAGUUUGAGGAUAAAAUGGCAAUUGUCUCUUCAAUUUAUAUUUCUCUAUCAUUGAGAAACACUGUCAUGAUUCCAUGUAGUGCUACAUAAAAACCUAAAGAGUUUUGGUUUCAUCUCAUUGCUUUUUGUCAAAUGUGUUCGUCUACUGAAAUUCCAUGCUAUAAUCUGCAAUACAAAUUGUUAAAGGAUUAAUCAUAGUAUUUCUAGUGUCCAAACAUUAGAUGUUUAAACUAUAAGGGAGCAUUCCACCGGUUUGCACUAAUUCAUUAGUACCGUUAUUAUUUUUUUUAAAGGUCACAGUUAAUUGGUAGACAGUAUAAUAAGCAUAUAACCUAAACAUUCCACGUAUCGUAAUAUGCAUUAUUUGUGCAUUAUUUGCUGACUCUGGGACUGGUUGGAGAAAGCGGAGAGGUGGUCAGUGCAUUACAUGGUGUCGUGGUAUGAAAGAAAGCUGCAAAGGGCUGGCUUGUAUCGGUCCUUCACGACUCCCUGGUUGGGGUCCGAGAGAUGGUACAACACAGUGGCUAGAUACGUUAUCAGAUAUGGCUCAGAAUAGAAGCCAGUGGCGAUCCUGCUGUAACCCUCUUUUACUUUCUUCAUAAGCAGUGGUUGUAUCUUCCUUAACUGAAAGAUUUCUUCUGAUUGUACCCUUCUGUUCCCCUACUAUUACUGUUAUUAUUACACUACCUUACACCAAUCUCUUCGUUAUUGUUUUUUUAAUGUUUUUUUUACGUUCCCCACUUUUUUCUUUUUCUUCUUAAAUUCUUAUUGUUUUGUGUGGCGCAUAUAUAUUUGGCGCACUCCUGUACCAAUAUAUAUGUGUUCAAAUAAAUAAAAUCGUAAUAUGGUCUUUCCCAUUCUCGGUAUACACUAAAUUUAAUCAUUUUAUUCGCAUGUUUAUUCCUCUAGUUUAACAUUGUUUUUGUUACAGUCUUCACUGUUUCUUUCUUUCCUUGUUCUAUUUUUAUUAAAUAUAUAUAGAUUGAUAUUUUUAUACAAAAUAAUGAAGAUGGUACUUUUCUUGGUCGCGAUCAUGUAUUGAAAUUUGUUCGUGUUGUUUAUUGGAAUGAUGUAAGUGUUAAUGUUCAUUAAAGCUAUCUUAAUAAUUGCACCAAACCAUUAAUUAAAGUUAAAACUUUUUAUCAUUGAAUCUCGUGCAUGUUCCAAAACUUAAAGUUCCUAGUUUUGGUUGUAUGUGUGUUUACGAAGGAUGAGAUAAAAGGGGAGUUCCGGAUGCUCACUGCUAAGAAGUCCCUUGCUAGGACGAAAUGGCUAUUUCAAUGCUCCCUAGUUUUCAAUGAUACUCCAACUGAGGUCGAUUUCUGACGAACACAGCCUAUAGAAUUCUCAUAAUUCUUGUAAUCCAUCUUUAUUGUUUCAUAUGGUUAUUUUUCUCUUAAUACAUCUUUUGCUUUUUUCAUUUAUAGGUCGAACCGAUGCCACUGCAAUAUCGUUACAGCAGAAUGAUUUACUAAAAUGAAUUAAGUUACCUUUAUUUCUAUCUUUCAAAAAAAAAAUUAUUUUCCCUUUUUGUUUUUUUUUCUUUUCUUUUUUAAAUUCAUAUUUACCACUGUGUUGAUUUUAUUUCCAUGUCCUUCAUCGAUAGAUAACACUAUGAUAUAUGUACAACAACCACAGUACUACAGUAGAUUAUGUGGAAAAAACACCACCAUCGUAUAAUUGAUUUUUUAUUUGUUUGUUUUACUCUUUAUUGUUUCCAUCUGUACGUAAAACAAAAAAAAAGAAGUCAGCAAAUCUAUUGCAGUUAGUUGUAAAUUAUAGGUUUAAUAAUAAGUAAUUUUGUCAUCUUUAUUGUAUAUGUAUAUAUUAUACGUAACAUGACGUAUUCUUUUUUUUACACUGUGAAUAAUAAUUUUUACAAUUUGUAAUUUAUGAUAAAUGCCUUUUAUUAUACGCGCUGUUAAUGAAGAAGAAACUAAAAAAACUAUUUCAACAUAUAUUUGUUACUUUUUACUAUUUCUGUUUGACUGAAUGUUGUAUGUUUCUUAAUGUUAUGUAAUGUUACUAUUGGUUGGGGUUAUUUAUCACUUUUUUUUAAAAGAAAUGACUUACAGCAUGAUUUAAAAAAAAAUCAUUGCGAUAAUUAACCAAACAAUGGAAUUUGUUAGAUUGUAUCAUCCAUUUAUCAAUUUAGCUUUAUCAUUCGGAGUGAUGAGCCAAUAAGCGAUGAAAAAAGUAAUGAGUUAAUUAUUUAAUGAGGUGGAUAUGUUCAGACCUGUUGGAACUGUCUUAAUAAUAAUAAUAAUAAUAAUAAUAAUAAUAAUAAUAAUAAUAAUAAUAAGCUUACGAUUUAUUAUGCUACCUCUUCGACCUUUUUAAUCCGACCCACUCUAUUUACUACAUAAUGCGUUGAUUGUAACAGUGUGUAUGUUGGUAAUAACACUGUUUUGUAUCAAAAUAUAGUGCUCAUUAGUUGUUUUUGCUUGUUAGUCUGAACCUAUGUUCUAAAUAGUGUCAUAUACAAAGUUGGAGUCAUUGAUGGCAUGUUAAUGAGAAUUAUUAGUUUUUAAAACUUGUCAAGUCUACUAUUCUUCUCAAACUUCUGAAACUUGUGUCAUGACUUCUGUCUUUUUCAAUUAUAUGCUUCGGUUUUUCUUAUUUAUUUUGUUACUCCACUUGUUUCAAUGCAGUACUACUUACCACCGUUCUGUGUUGUUUUAGUCAGUUAGCCAAAUUUGAUAAACUGAUUAUAUUUUUUGAAUACAUGUUAAGAAAUAUUAAGUCCUAUGGUUUGUUUACUUGAGAACUUGAUGCCAAAAUUGCGCUAGCAAGCGAUUGUUUUUAACUCAUUUACCAGGUAUAGAUAAGUGUACUUGGCUUCGAGUCACACUUUAAGUAUGAGGGCUAGGGAUAAUACCUGGUCGCCGAAACUAAAUUAGGUGGAGAGGCGUUCGGACUUGCGAAUUAGUGACUAAAAUUCAGACACUAUGACCACUAAGCCGCCGCCAUACUAUCACUUAGCAAUAUGAAAUGCUUACAUAAAUCUCUAGUGGAAAACUUUUAAAAGGAAAGUACUUCACAUUACUCAUUAGGGUUGGAAAUGUUUAAUAACUGAUGUAUUUCAUGCCUUUUGUCACCCAUAUAUAGGUUCCACUUUUAUUUAUCGUUUGUGUUGCCAUAGACAUAGAGUUUAUCGUUUGUGUCCGUAGGUAUGGUAUGUGCUUUGCACCUUCGAAGUGCAAAGUACUUCUACAAGACUGGCAGGAUUCUAAUCCUGUACUCACCCUGGAUGGUGAGCAGAUAGACGUAGUCGAGAAGUUCGUGUAUCUGGGUAGCUGCAUAAGUGCUGGUGGGGGUGUGAAUGAUGAGAUCAACGCACGUAUAGUGAAAGCCAGAGCGGCUUAUGCCAAUCUGGGCCACCUUUGGCGCCUUCGUGAUGUUAGUCUGGCUGUAAAAGGUCGGAUCUACAACGCGUCGGUGAGAGCAGUUCUGCUCUAUGCUUGUGAAACCUGGCCUCUCCGAGUUGAGGACGUUAGACG